ACUAUUAUCCUCUACCAACCAUCUCUCCACAAACUUCUAUUUAUCUCUAUCUAUCUAUCCAUUUAUCCAUCAAACUUUAUCUCAACACAAGUUAUACUUCCCAUUUUCAAUGGCUUGCAGUGCUACUUGUACUGCUCUGCUUUCUUCAAACCCUACUAGUGCUUCUUCAGUCAAAUUGCCUUCAUUUUCUCAGUCAACUAUUCUUCCUUGUUCAUCUUUCAAUGGACUCCGUAACUGUAACCCUUUAGUUACACGUGUCACACGUUCCAUUUCUUCUUCUCGCUCCAAUAAAUCCCGCUCCUUUGUCGUUCGAGCCUCUAGUGAACUACCACUAGUUGGGAAUAAAGCACCAGAUUUUGAGGCUGAGGCUGUUUUCGAUCAAGAAUUCAUCAAGGUUAAACUUUCUGAGUACAUUGGGAAGAAGUACGUGAUUCUCUUUUUCUACCCACUCGACUUCACUUUUGUUUGCCCAACAGAGAUCACUGCUUUCAGUGAUCGUUAUGAAGAAUUUCAGAAGGUGAACACAGAAAUAUUGGGUGUCUCCGUAGACAGUGUGUUCUCCCACCUUGCCUGGGUCCAAACUGAUAGGAAGUCUGGUGGACUCGGUGAUCUGAACUAUCCAUUAAUUUCAGAUGUGACAAAGUCGAUUUCAAAAUCUUACAAUGUCCUGAUACCGGAUCAGGGUAUUGCAUUGAGAGGACUUUUUAUCAUUGACAAGGAAGGAGUUAUUCAACACUCCACCAUUAAUAAUCUUGGAAUUGGUCGGAGUGUCGAUGAAACAUUGAGAACACUUCAGGCAUUGCAAUAUGUCCAGGAGAACCCAGAUGAAGUAUGCCCAGCUGGGUGGAAGCCUGGUGACAAGUCAAUGAAGCCAGAUCCUAAGGGAAGCAAAGAAUACUUUGCAUCCAUAUAAGGGCCGCAAUAUCUAUGUUCAUUUGUUGUUAAGUGAGGUUGUAGAGCUUCUGUAACACUUUUUUACUUGACCUGCUGGUUUGAGUUCUGAGCAUUUUUCCGAAUAAUAUAUGCCCUUUUAUAUGCCCGAGGCUUCAACAUUAUCUGAACUUAGAUA
Lycium ferocissimum is the source of this 1069-nucleotide messenger RNA. RefSeq names its product 2-Cys peroxiredoxin BAS1, chloroplastic. Lineage: Eukaryota; Viridiplantae; Streptophyta; Magnoliopsida; Solanales; Solanaceae. The coding region runs from base 110 to 913 and encodes 267 amino acids. The record is from RefSeq and is a predicted model, not a curated record. Gene Ontology annotation, biological process: hydrogen peroxide catabolic process; cell redox homeostasis; cellular response to stress. Gene Ontology annotation, molecular function: thioredoxin peroxidase activity. The transcript has 7 exons.